AUGGACAAUGGACCACAUACUAUUCCCAACAUCGAGACUGGUGGUUUUGGAGAUUGGGAUGAGAUGUUUGGAGGGAGUAGUAGUGAGCUCCAGGCUUACAAAGAGAGGACACCAACUCGUAACUCAGAAGUCAUUGACUCGUAUCCUGACUGCGCUCGAUCAUACGGCAGGGGCUACACGUUCCUCGACGUAUUCAAUUCAGACGAGAACAGCAAACACCGUGCAAUGAACCCGUAUAAUCCAUUCAGUGGCCAGAAAGACUGGGAAGUUGGGUCAUGGCUACUUCGCUCUGGAUUAAGCAUGGGGAAGAUAGACAGUUUUCUUUCGCUCGACAUGAUAAAGACCCUUCCGUUGUCGUUCCAUUCGGCCAAGGAGCUGCGUGGCAGAGCGGAAAUGUUGCCUAGUGGCCCGCGCUGGAUGUCUCAAGUAGUACCUACAGCACAUCCCACGAAAUCGCCCGUUGUCUUGUAUUGGUGUGAUCCCUUAGAUUGUAUUUCAGGCCUUCUCAACCACCCUGCCUUUCACAAUCAUCUAGACUUUACGCCUUGCAGGGUGUAUAGCACUGCGCAGCGGCUGUGCCAUGUAUAUUCAGAGUGGAUGACUAGUGAUGAUGCAUGGAAUAUGCAGUCGGCCCUACCAAGAGGUGCAACACUCCUGGGGACCAUCUUAUCGUCUGACAAGACGAAUAUAUCAACCAUGACGGGUGACAGAUCGUCUUCGAAUGCCUUUGUGCUUACCGCUCUACUUCCCGUCCCAAAAUUCAUCUACAAGAAAAAAUGCAUGCGAGGCGUACUUGAGGAUCGCCUCAUUCACGAAUGCUUAGAUAUUGUUCUCCGUCCACUCAAGCUGGCUGCUCCCGAAGGAGUCAUGCUAUUGGACCUUGUUGGACACAGUCGCUACUGUUUUACACCACUUGCAAGCUACAUUGUUGAUACCCCGGAGGCCAUGAUGCUGGCUGCUGUUGGCGGGAAAACCUCCCCAGUCACUACGGCCAUGUACAAACAGUUUGGAGACCCUUUCCAUCAUGAGCCUCACACACGAGCAACUACACUCUCCCAGCUGGACAUUGCACGGAGUAAAGCUGAUCCCAACGACAUCGAGAUAUUUUUUCAUGAAGCACAGAAGUUUCGUUUGAAUGGCGUGAACACACCAUUCUGGAUGGAUUGGGUCCUCAGUGAUCCAUCACAUUUUCUCACUCCCGAAUUUCUUCACCUCAUUCAUCGUGAGUUCUACGACCACGAUGCAAAGCUGUCACUGGGUUCCGUCAUUUUCAUGGCGGGAUUUCAAAACUCAAACAGAUUACAGGACGUACUCAACGCGACAUUCAAUGCUCGAUCAUUGCAGUUGUUACAGGGAUCUGUAACACCUACCAGAGCCCCAGCUCUCCCUACGCCUGCCCCCGCUCUGCUAGACUCCCCGCGCGGCGGUGCGCCGCCCACGCCUAGAAAAACAGCGGUCUGGACCGCUAUGACCCCGCCCCCUGGCGCUAUGACCCCGCCUGGCGCUAUGACCCCGCCCCUGGCCUAG
Molecule: messenger RNA, 1527 nt
Organism: Suillus discolor
Lineage: Eukaryota; Fungi; Basidiomycota; Agaricomycetes; Boletales; Suillaceae
Exons: 5
Coding region: 1-1527 (508 amino acids)
Source: RefSeq, a predicted model, not a curated record